UCUUGGUUUUGCCUCCGGUACUUGCAAACGCACAAGACCACUUCGUGAUUCACAGAGUUGAAGAUGUUUCCAAUGGAAUUGGUGUGAAAAGAAGAAGUUUUCCUUUAACGAAAAUCUCUUUAAUUUUUUUUUGAAUGUGAAGAAAAAGCUGCAUUUUGCCCCAGAGGAAAAUCGUGAAAAGUGCUUCAAUUUUCUUCUAUUGCUUUUCUUGUGUGUGGCUGACAUUUUUCAUACCACGAUUGAGUUGGAGAAAGGCACAAGAAGUACAGUUAGAUAUGCAGAAAGAACAUGAAUUCAGUUGGUAACACCUCUGUACAUAAAAGUUGUGCUAUAUAGUUGUAAGUUUUUUUGUGAUCAAUGGAGGCGUGAAGAAAUUUUCCUUCACGAGGAAAAAAGUUUAAAAAAAAAGAACAAUUAAAAAAUCUUAAAAUUUUGUGAUUAGAAGCAACACAAUCUUGCCCAACAUUCACACAAAAUCCAUCCAAGGAGGAACUUUCCAGACACUGAAGAUAUUAAAUAACGUGCUCACCCGUGCUGUAUAUUAACUGAAUCAUAUCAUUUCUCAAUGUUUGUAUCACACACAAGUUUUUUUUUCGGGGAAAUUUAAGAGAAAAGAUAUGAAGCGUUGAGAAUAUUUUAGCUGAUUCAGCAGCAAAAAUGCACGAGCUCUUUGCAAAAGUUCUUACAAAGAGGGAUCUCUCGAGAGCCGGUGAUCUCUUCUCCGUGGCAGACGUUGACAUUGUCAAUGAUCUCACCGAUGUGCUGACGCAGAUCGAGCUAAUCAUCUCCCAGGCGGAUUAUUUGCAAAAUAAAAAUGAUCAAUCGGUGAUGGAAAUUUGUGUGACACGCGUAACAUCGUGCAUACGUGAGACGAAGACUGUGGAAAGACACUGCCCUGCCUUGGUUAGCCUUCUGGAUUCAUGCCUCAAGCAGAAUUUGCAACCACUGUCCGGCGAAGAUCCGCCUCAUGCUAAAAUAUCGGCCGAUUUAAUAUCCAGCAUAUUCCUCAAUUACAACAAAAAGACCGUUAUGGAGAUGGCUCUGCCGGUGGCUGUGAAAUUCCUGCAGAAAGGCAAUCGGGAAUUGGCAAAGAAUCUUGCAAGCUACCUCUCAUUGGCCGCCAUUGAGUAUGCCUACUUGCUGAGCCCCCAUGUGCAAUCGAUUCUGGACAGCGUUCUCGCGGGGAACUACGGGUUGUGUCAGAUAUUGCCGCAAAUUUACGAAGUUGCCCCACAUUCACUGGAUCAGCAUACUUUAGUACUCAUCUCCCUGCUCAAUCGCUGCGACACGCAGGAGAAAUUGGCACUCCUUCAACUAUUUGCAUUGAUUGCCAAAAAUAAUUCGUCCGCACUGGAAGACCACAUUCCGCAUUUGUGUGAAUCUCUACAGGAGACCACCACUGUUUCCGCCACACUCAAUGUCUUGCUGAAGCUAGCCGAGGAGGUGCCGUCUCGCAUUUAUGAGCAUUUCGAUAAGAUCAAAAUAGCUGCUGAAAAGAAUCCACAGACUGUGGCAAUCGCCUCCCAAGUCUUGGCGACAUCAGGAAAAAUCAGUCGGUCUCGAGCGCAGUUUGCACUUGAUUUUGUCCUGCAACACCUACCCCAUGCUGAUCGUACAUCACAAACAAUCCUCCUUCGGGAAGCAACAAUGCUCUGCUCAACAUACCCCAUACUCUUCACUGACAAAGUACUCGCGUGCGUGCGCCAGAAGAACAACACAUCAUCGCAACAAUCCUCAAUCUCAACAUCACCCACAACAUCAUCCUCCCCACCACCAAUUUCGGGCAAUCAAAUAUCCGGUGGGGUGACUAUUGUUAAGCUCAACAUGGCCCCCAUUCACGCGACUGUCUCAACAGCCACAGCAACAGCAACUACAGGAAAUUCCGUAACAACCACUGUGAUUAAUUCAACAUCCAAUGGUACAGCCACUGUGCACGUCCCUCCGCAACCUGAGAAAACCUCACAUGUUGUUACAAUCCCAACAACAACAACAGCAGCAGCAGCAGCAGCAGCAGCAGCAGCAACUUUAGCAUCACAGCCCAGCAGCACGGCAACAAAUGGAACUGCUGUUGUAUCACCACCGCAUACUGGCUACACACGUCGUGCGAAAUUGGGAGACUCCCGCAGCACAGGACGCCUCCAUUCAACUGGGAAUACCCAUCGCAGUAUGACGCGCCUCAAUAUAGCCGGUGGUUCCGUGGGAGGGCUCCAUAAGAGCAUGACGCGCCUCAGUUCAUCCCAGCAAAUAAAUCAGCAACAAAAUAACACCUCAAACCCCAACAAUGUCAACACAAACAGCCACUCGAGCGGUAGCGUGUCCCAAAUCAACGGUGUCAGUGCCACAGCUCCCAACUACGUCACCCCCGUGCCGCCACUCAGUAGCAAUGUGAUCAUCACGGGGCACAACAAAUGGGGCAUUCCGUCGACGAAAAUCACCUCUGGCGGCGUCACGGUGACCACGAGCCCCCCGCGGGGUGUUCGACCCCAUUCUCAGGGGUUGAGCACCCUCCUAGGGUCAAGUGGGGGCUUGGGAUCCAUCACGAGUCAAAGCAACAGCGUCUCAGUUCAGCACGCCUCACCAGCUCCAUCGUCCGCGGGUGCUAGCUCAUCAUUCCAGCAAUCAGUGAUGACACUCCCAAUCAACUCCGUCUCCUCCAAUGCCAUGGGGGGCAAUCAGGUGUCCGUAUCGGGACCCGUAACAGUUACAUCGCGUCGCAAUGAUAACACAAGCAUCACACUCCUCAAUGCCAAUCAUCACUCAACCAACCAGAGAAUGAGUGUCUUUGAACCAUGCCCAGAACGAGAUACAAUCCAACAUUUUUCCGAGAAGCAUUUCGACAAGAUCAAAGUGUUUAUUGAGAGUGUGGAGCAGCGCUUGCCACCAGCUGCAAAAUGCACCAUUGAAGAGCGUCGUUCAAAGAAAUUUGCAAAGCUACACUUUGCCUGUCAAGCUCGAGGUCCGCACUGUCUCUAUUCCAAGACAUUCUUCACAAUGCGUACACGAAAUCCCAAAACGUGGAUCCACCUGAUGUUUCUUGAUCAGCAAUCACGCGCCCAGACAGCCCUCAGCAGCCGUGAUCCAGCUGUGAGUAGCCUCAGGCAUUGCUGGGACAUUCUCAAGUGUGAGAAUAAAUCCUUCGUGACACUGGCAACGAGUGCCUUCCCGUCCACAAAGGACACGGAUGCCCUUGUGAAUGAAUUGAGGAAUUCGGGAUUUUUCGAUGUAUUCGAAUUGGGGCCAGUUAAUGGAAAUUCCACAAAUGGUCGAACAAGUUCGGAGGAUUUGCAACUCCAAUGGGGCUGUUUCCUCUGCAAUCAUCCCGAAAAGGCAAUGGGAUUCCUCCAGGGUAACACCCAGCCCGUAAUUGAGGGUCAAUUGAAGGAGAAAAAGGGCAAAUGGCGACUCUUUAGACGCUGGAGAACGCGAUAUUUUACCCUAUCUGGAGCUCAUCUAUCCUGCAAGGGUUCUAGUGGCGGAGAGAGUAUUGAUAUCAAUCAAAUACGUUCCUUAAAGGUAUCCCGAGGUGCUAGAAAUAUUCCCAAAGCCUUUGAAAUCUUCACGGGAGAUCAAACGUUGAUUCUAAAACCGAAGGACGGAAAGAAUGCCGAAGAAUGGGUCCAGUGCCUGAGUAUUGUUGUUGCCACAUCUCAGGCACGAGAUCAACCCUCGAAUAAGACAAAUAGUCUACCUGCGAGGAGCAUAGGAAACAGCCGGACAGCCUUCUAAGAAAACGAAGAAUUGCUUCCCAAACAGCAAAGUUAUUGUAAAACUUAUUAUGCGAUUGGCUAUUCUCUUAUCAAAGUGCUUCCAAUUAUUAUUAUUAAAAAAAAAUAUAUACUUUAUACUGUUAACUUAAUCAAUGUAUUAAUAUUUUUUUAUUAAUAUAUAAAAUAUUUUGAA
Lutzomyia longipalpis is the source of this 3900-nucleotide messenger RNA. It is a transcript of the gene melt, whose product is annotated as protein melted. The transcript has 9 exons. Gene Ontology annotation, biological process: regulation of signal transduction. Bases 658 to 3726 code for a protein of 1022 amino acids. Lineage: Eukaryota; Metazoa; Arthropoda; Insecta; Diptera; Psychodidae. The record is from RefSeq and is a predicted model, not a curated record. Gene Ontology annotation, molecular function: phosphatidylinositol-5-phosphate binding. Gene Ontology annotation, cellular component: plasma membrane.